AUGCAGGAGGCAUACAAGAUCGCCUCUGAACAUAGUAAAAAGAGCUCUGCAAAAGGGAAAAAUACUAUGAUCGUGGUGUCAGAGGAAGUGUGCUUCAGCCAGGUGAUCGUGUGCUUGUACGCAACCUAUCAGAGAGGGGCGGGCCCGGCAAACUCCGUCCGUACUGGGAGAACAAGGUUCACCGUGUUGUUGAGAGGAUGGGAGUUGGGUCCUGUGUAUCGAAUUCAAGCUGAAACUGGUGAUCGCACUCUACGUGUCUUGCACCGUAAUCUUCUUUUGCCUGUGAAUGAUCUGCCUAUUGAACAUAAUGGAGUGGACAAUCGGACACGGAAACAACAAAGGCAGAGGCAACAUCACAAGAACAGCCAACAUCACAGGUCUGAUACCUUAGAGCACGACUCCGGUGAUUCAGGGGAUGAGGAAGAAUAUGCUUGUAAUCCCAGACCAGUCCCAGUAUAUGAAAGGGGAAAAGCCACUCUCAAACAGUCCCAUCAUGAGCCAGGUAGUGAUCUACGAGUAGCGGCACCAGAGUUUCAUCCGGAACACCAUAGAGCUGAGCCAGAUAACCCUCAAACAUAUGAGCAACCACUCCGGUUUGUGACACCAGAAUCAGAGCAAGUACUGGCUGACCUGUUGCCAUCUCUGGAAACUCAGGAACAAGUAGACGACUACAUAGCUGGAAGAAGUAAUGAGGAUACUGACCUGGGAGUGGAGCCGGUUGCACAGCCAAUGAAUGGGGAAGACAUCACCCUGCGGAGGUCAGCACGGGCAGUAAAGCCAAAGGAGAUGUUCACAUAUAAUCAGAUGGGACAACCCACAUACCUACCUUGGAGACCAGGAGUGAAUGCAAUGCACACCUGUGUACUGUACCCUAUUCAUACUUACCCUGUCAUACCUGAUGCCUCUCACUAUCCUUCUCCACUUGUGUGGGCAUAUUAGACUUAAGAAAGGACAAAUGAGGCAGGACUGUUGACAUUCAAAUACUUACCUGUCCUUUGAUCAGACUGAUAGCUCAUUUCUCUUAUCUUCAGAACAAAAAAAAAACGUUCUUCUAUUCUGUUGUGUUAGUUCUGGAUGCCCGGAGGCAUCUCUUAAAGCUGGGGAGAGUGUAAAGGGUGUUAAAAUGUUUAUUCAAUAAUUAAUUGAAAACUGAUACCUCCCUAUAUUUUUUUUUAAUGUGAACACCAAUAGUUCAGAAUCAGUUCACAGCCACGCCAACGGAUGGCGCUUGAGCGCUCCUGUGAAGCACACCAUAGAGACUAGUUUUUUCCCGGGUGCGAUCUCAGAAGUAAACUGACGCACCAAAGGAACGACACUCAUUUUGUCUGUCUCUUUAUUUAUUCACAGUGUUUUCACAGAUACACAGUGCUUCACUGCCUGUGUGUCCUUUGCUGCCAGCCCAGAUAUCCCCUAGGUCUGAGGC
Carassius auratus (goldfish) is the source of this 1423-nucleotide messenger RNA. RefSeq lists its product as uncharacterized. NCBI's taxonomy places the organism in Eukaryota, Metazoa, Chordata, Actinopteri, Cypriniformes, Cyprinidae. The record is from RefSeq and is a predicted model, not a curated record. The coding region runs from base 1 to 939 and encodes 312 amino acids. The transcript is spliced from 2 exons.